Paramacrobiotus metropolitanus is the source of this 1931-nucleotide messenger RNA. RefSeq names its product carboxypeptidase N subunit 2-like. The transcript is spliced from 8 exons. Gene Ontology annotation, molecular function: protein binding. The record is from RefSeq and is a predicted model, not a curated record. Bases 215 to 1801 code for a protein of 528 amino acids. NCBI's taxonomy places the organism in Eukaryota, Metazoa, Tardigrada, Eutardigrada, Parachela, Macrobiotidae.
GCAUGUUCCCGCAUUCAGUCAGGCUUUUGAAGCAAUUUCUAGUUUUUAUUUUAAUUUCUGCAGUAAUUAUUCAGUAGUUAUAAUAGUCUUAGGUCAUCUUCGCAUUAAUUUUGUGUGUGAAAACACGUAAAUAUCAUCAGUACGUCAAAAUAUUGCUCCUGUAUAGUUGUUUGUUACAAUAACUAUAUAGCCCACGUAUUUAUGAGCGAUCGCAAUGUGGGAAAUUUUCGUUUACUCCAUAAUAGCAACUUGUAUCGCUUUUGUCCGUGGCGGAUGUCCACCAGCCGGAUAUUCGUUGUGCAAUUGUACGGAAGUCAGAACCAGUGAACUGGUGGUAUCAUGCGAUGGGCUAAAUUACCCACAGGAUAUUAAGUAUCAGCUAGAAGGAAUUCCUAUCGAGGAGAUCACCGAACUGGCUAUUUUACGAUCAAAAGAUCUUCGGGGAAUGCGGCCAGAUUUUUUUAAAGGAUAUAAAAAACUGGAGAGGCUUUCCUUGGCUGCGAAUCCGAAUAGCAACCUGGUGAUGCCGGUCGGAUUGUUCGAUACUAUAGGCAGUACUCUCGAAGCGCUGGAUUUAUCCACCAGUAAUCAAACCGAACAGAUUCUGCCUCCGGAACUUCUUGCGCCUUUGGGGAAGCUCAAGCAUUUGGACCUGAGCAAUAACCAAAUUGCACAACUUCGUCCCUCCAUGUUUGAAAACCUAAAGAGCUUACAGGUUCUUGAUCUCAGCGACAACCAGGUAGCAGGUUUACCGGCUUAUGUUAUUGCCGAUUUAUUGGAUCUAAAGAUGCUGGAUCUCAGUAAUAAUCGGCUACAAGAGUUGCCUCUGGAUUUGUUUGACGAUACCCAAGAUAACCUGAAAAUCAUGGAUAUCGGUGGCAACAGGAUUUCAUCAUUAACAUCAACUCAUUUUACCAUGAUGCCAAAUUUAACUGUUCUUGACACCAGGAAAAAUCCAAUAAAUGCUCUUAGUAACGAUUUGUUUUCUGGAACUCCCAACCUUGCACGUAUUUGCUUUGAUGGAAUACAAGCUGCCGUUAUCCCCCCGCAUAUCUUCGAUAGCAUUCCUCUGGAAUCCCUGGAUCUGAGUGACCUUAGGAACGUCCGAGCUUUGCCAGAAUCGCUGUUAUCAAGGGCGGGCAAGACUUUGAAGGAACUUCACCUGGACGACAAUCCAAAAUUGCUGGAAAUUCCUGGCAAGUUUUUCCGAGGUCUGAGCGCACUGGAAAUUCUAGAUAUAUCCAACACCGGCAUUGAGCUGCUGCCCAAUUCCUUCUGGACUGAUCUUCCGGAAUUGAGAAAACUUAAACUUAGCAGCAAUCCAUGGUUAUUGUCCGUGCCUCCGCCCAAAUCAAUUUCGCCGCAGCUGAAAUAUGUGGAUGCUGCAAACUGUCCAAAAUUUCCAGUAUCGGUAAAAAACUGGGUAAAAGCUAACUUUGACACUACACCGCUCCUACUGGAUUUUCCUAUCAAUAUUUAUCGGUCAGUUAACAAAGAAAUACAACUGCGCCACAUCACUGCUGCCCCGCCUGCCACCACAGCGCCGCCGUUUGGGAAUAACAAUCCGAAUUCUAAACCUCAUCAUCAUAAGCCAAGACCCUCGUCUAACGACAAUAAUGGCGGAUCACAAUGGAGCGGUAAUGGCCAAAGCAACGGUAAACCAAACGGAAAUCAGUGGUCAAACAACAAUAACGGUGGCGCCAACGACUGGCAGUCCAAUUCUAAUUCUAACACCGACAACAACAAUAAUAACAACGGCAAUAAUGGUGGCGGAGGCUGGUUUAAUUUCUUCGGACGUUGAACGACGAAAUACACGCUUCUAAUCGUUCUGAUCAGAAUUUCUGGGCUAGCGUUAGCUAUGUCAGUGUUUUGUCAGACGUUAAGCAAGAGAAGAACACCAUUAAACCUCGGAAACUUUAAUAUAAAUAAAA